AUGAUUCUCAGCUUUUUCAUUGCCUUUGUUGCAGCUGCUUUACACUGGACUCAAGAGACAAUUAGGCCUGUUUUUACCGCUGUUCUUCUAAUUUCUCAUUACGUGUUAGAUUUACAGCUUUCCAGUUUUAGUAGGGAAGAUGAUGGUGAAGGAAGUUCAGGCUUGAAUGCUAGUGAGACUGAUGCCUUCCUAAAAUUGUUGGAAGAUGCAAAAAGGGAACUUUAUCCUGGAAACACCUUUUUCUCAAAGCUGUCUUUUGUAGUCACUCUUCUACAUCUCAAAAUGAUGAACGGGUGGACUAUAAACUCGUUUAACUCCUUGCUAGAGGUCUUUAAGAAGGCACUUCCUCCCGAAGCUGCAGUUCCCAAGUCUUUCUCUGAUGCUAAAAGAAUUAUUCGAGACUUGGGGUUCAUAUCUGAAAAAAUACAUGCUUGUGUCAAUGAUUGUGUACUCUUCCGCAAGGAAUAUGAAAAUUUUGACACUUGUCCAAAUCCAAAUUGCAAAGAGGCCCGCUACAAGUCAAAGGGUUCAAAAAUUCUACGAAAAAUUCUUCGCUAUUUUCCCUUGAAACCCAGGGUUCAACGCUUAUAUGCACACAAGGAAACAGCUUUAGAUAUGCGGUGGCAUAAAGAAAAGCGUGUAGAUGAUGGUAACACCAUGAGGCAUCCGGCGGACAGCGAAGCAUGGAAACAUUUUGAUAAAUUAUAUCCAGAUUUUGCUCAUGAUCCAAGAAAUGUCAGGUUUGGCCUUGCGACUGAUGGUUUCAAUCCUUUUGGAACCAUGACAUCAACUUAUAGCAUUUGGCCCGUUUUUGUUGUUCCAUAUAAUCUGCCUCCCUGGAAAUGUAUGAAAGACCUAUUCUUUUUCAUGUCAAUGUUGAUUCCUGGUCCUAAAUCCCAGGGAUAUGAGAUUUGUGUCUACAUGGCACCUCUAAUAGAUGAGUUGAAUGAAUUUUGGGAUGGUCUAGAAACUUAUGAUGCACAUACUGGUCAAAAAUUUACCCUUCGUGCUGCUUUGCUUUGGACUAUAAAUGACUUCCCCGCCUAUGCUAUGAAAAAAUUAUGCUACACAGGCCAUCGUCGCUUAUUACCUAUUGAUCAUCAUUGGUGUAGAGAAAGAAAGCCAUUUGAUGGUAAAGUAGAUUUUAGGAAUCCUGUUAUUCCCUUAUCUGGAAAAGAAGUUCUGGAACAAGUAGAAAGAGUUGAGAUACAGUUUGGGAAAACUCUUCAGCAAAUCAAGGCAAGGAAGCGCAAACGUGAUGCCAGUAGGCUUAAUUGGACAAAGAAAAGUUGCUUUUUUGAGUUACCUUAUUGGUCAAACCUAAAAUUGCGGCAUAAUUUAGAUGUCAUGCAUAUAAUGAAAAAUGUAUCGGAGAGUGUCUUUGCUACUAUUAUGGAUAUUGAUGGCAAGACUAAAGACAGCUGGCAGUGUCGCAAUGAUUUGAAGGAGUUAGGUAUCAAUAAAGAAUUGCAUUUGAUUCAGAAUGGUGAUGUUUAA
Molecule: messenger RNA, 1497 nt
Organism: Coffea arabica (coffee)
Lineage: Eukaryota; Viridiplantae; Streptophyta; Magnoliopsida; Gentianales; Rubiaceae
Source: RefSeq, a predicted model, not a curated record